Colletotrichum acutatum is the source of this 751-nucleotide messenger RNA. RefSeq names its product CST complex subunit Ten1. The record is from RefSeq and is a predicted model, not a curated record. Bases 182 to 565 code for a protein of 127 amino acids. Gene Ontology annotation, biological process: telomere capping. NCBI's taxonomy places the organism in Eukaryota, Fungi, Ascomycota, Sordariomycetes, Glomerellales, Glomerellaceae. Gene Ontology annotation, cellular component: CST complex. Gene Ontology annotation, molecular function: single-stranded telomeric DNA binding. The transcript is spliced from 2 exons.
GGCCGGGGAAACCACAAAGUUGAUCUUACACGUAACGUCCCUCAGAUUUACACUACCCGGCAGCCUCAGAUGAUCGUUGUCUGAAUCGCUUCACCGGCCACCUGACUGGAACUUACCUUCGACUUGGCCAAGCAGCGAUGCAUGUUGUUCGAGCCCUGAGCAACUAACAAUCACCUAAGCCAUGUCUAGAGGCCCGCUGCCUUCUCAGCUUUGUCUCCUGUCAGACUUGCCGUCUCGACCACAGGGCGAUAAGGUCAGAUUUCUCGGCUGUGUAACUGCGUACUCGACGCACUCAGCUGUGCUCACUCUAGAGCACAGCUUCCCCAAAGGAUCCAAUAUCAGUGUAUUGGUCGACGUUCAACUCUUACUCAGUACCAUGCCUUCAAAUCAGACACGCGUCGGCGAGUGGGUGAAUGUGGUUGGCUAUCUCACGCCCGCUCCCCCGGGAACCUGGGCCAAAGGGACGACCCGUGAACCACGUAUAGCCGCCGUCCAGGCACUGAUGCUCUGGUCCGCUGGCCCUCUUAAUCUCCAGCGAUACGAAGCUUCCUUCGCAACGACUUGAAGUAGAGUCUAGAUGAGUCUAUGCCGCCCGUUGGGGAAGACGAGGCAUACCAUCUACUACCAUAAGCUGCCGCCUGACCUGAGAGGAAGCGGACAUUGGCCUUGGUAAUAAUGUAGGCAGACGUGUCAUGCUCAACACCGCAACCAGGCUCUCGUGUCUCGUCCAAUUCGUCACGCAUGCCACGAA